UAAAUCUUGAUUAAGGUUAGUUGCGUAACGUCUCUCCAAAGUUUCGCUAAACCCCAAACCCACCCCGUGAAUGUACGAAAAGAAACUCAGUGCCCCCAAAUCCCACACCAACUCACACACUCUCUCUCUCCUCACCUCCAAUCACACUGUCUCUCUCUAACUUCCUUGCCGGAGAACCCGAACUUCUUUUUCCUCAGAUUUAUAUAUCUAGGCCAGCUUGGUUUCAAUAGAGCAAUUAUAACUUGGUAGAUAAUGAUCUUGCUAAAAAUGUGGUAUCCCCAUUAUGUUUUCUUGAGCUGGGGCGAGGCUUGCUGAUCUUACUUGCAGCUUCAUAUCAAAAUGGCUUCUGAAAAUUUCACAAUGUGAUAGCUGAAUUGUGUGCAUGCGGUCUUGAUUGUGAUGAUGGUGGCUGUCGUUCAUGGAGCAGCCUCAGCAGCUGACCGACAAAACCCCAAAACCGCGCAAGAGGAACAUUCUAGAAGACCGCCAUUGUUGCCGUCGGAGAAAGAUAACAGUAAUGGAGUUGCAAAUAAUCAAAGAAAGCCAAAAUCAAGAAUUGUUUCAUCUAGGUACAUGUCCCCUUCUUCUUCGACUUCUACAUCAAAUUCAUCCUCGGUUUCCUCGUCUUCUUCCUCUUCCAGAAGGUAUCCUUCCCCUUUAAUUUCAAGAAAUUCGACGCCGGUGUCGAACGGCCCUUCUUCAGGCCCCAAGAGGUCUGUUUCCGCCGACCGCCGGCGGACGGCGGCGGCCAGACCUCUAAUAUCCGAUCUCGAUUCAAAGAAUGGAAAUGCUGCUGAAGUGUCAGCUGCCGCGAAGCUUCUCGUGACUUCUACCCGGAGUUUGUCGGUCUCUUUUCAAGGAGAAGCCUUUUCGCUUCCCAUUAGUAAGACUAAGGCGGCGCCGCCGUCACCUAAUGUGAGGAAAGGGACGCCGGAGAGGAGGAGGGGUAGCACCCCAUUGAGAGGGGGAGGAGAUCAGGUGGAGAAUUCUAAGCCUUCUUCUGAUCACAACCGUUGGCCUGCCAGGAAUCGGGUGGUUAAUCCGUUGUCACGGAGUUUGGAUUGCCGUGGCAGCGGCGGUGACCGGAGUAAGGUGAUGGGAUCUGCGAAUGGAAUCCGAACUCUGCAGCAAUUGAUGAAUGAUGAGAGGAGGCCUUCUCUUGAUGGAAGGCUGAGUCUUGAUUUGGGGAAUUCUGACCUAAUAAAGGCAGCUCCUGAUGGAAAUUCAAUUAAUAAUGAACUCUCAUUGCCUUGUGAUCUCACUGCAUCUGAUUCAGACAGUGUGUCCUCGGACAGUACUUCGGGAGUUCAAGAAUUUGGUGGGUCUGCCAAUGGCCGAAAUGGGCCACGGGGGAUUGCUGUUUCGGCUAGGUUUUGGCAGGAAACUAAUAGCCGGUUGAGGAGGCUGCAGGAUCCAGGUUCACCUCUAUCAAUGAGUCCUACCUCUAAACUGAUGGUGCCACCAAAUUUGAAAAGGAGCUCGAGUGAUGGUCAUGGUCUGUUUAUGUCAUCCCCACGCACAAUGUCGUCCCCUGCUCGUAAUGGUAUUAGACCUGCCUCGCCUAGCAAGCUCAUGACGCCUGUUGGAUCAUCUCCAUCACGGGGCCAUAGUCCAUCUCGGAUAAAAAAUGCUGUUAGCACCAUUAAUAACAAUUUCACUGAGACACCUUCAGUCCUUAGUUUUGCUGUAGAUGUUCGGAGGGGUAAAGUUGGGGAGAAUCGGAUUUUUGAUGCACACUUAGUGAGACUCUUGUACAACCGGAACCUGCAGUGGCGCUUUGUGAAUGCAAGAACUGAGGCAGUUAUGUUGGUGCAGAAACACAGUGCAGAGAAAAAUCUGUGGAACGCCUGGAUAGCAAUCUCCGAUCUACGUGAUACUGUCACCAAAAAAAGCCAUAGAUUGCAGUUGCUGAGGCAAAAAUUAAGACUAGCUUCUAUUCUUAAAGGACAAAUGACCUUGUUAGAAGAUUGGGCUUCUUUGGAAAAAGACCACUCAGUUUCUCUGCUUGGAGCUAUCGAAGCCUUAAGGGCUAGCACUCUUCGUCUUCCAGUCGUUGGAGGAGCUAUUGCCAAUGUUCUAGGGUUGAAGGAUGCUAUAGGUUCGGCUGUUGACGUUAUGCACGGAAUGGCAUCAUCAAUAUGUUCACUUCUGCCAGUGGUUGAGGAAGCAAACACUUUGGUGACAGAACUUGCACAAGUGACUGCCAAAGAGCGAGCUCUACUCGAACAAUGCACAGAUUUCAUUUCCUUGUUAGCAGCCAUACAGGUGCGUGAUACUAGUUUGAGAACGCAUGUAAUACAACAUAACUGUGUACGAUGAGCUUAACAAGAGAGGUAGUAGAACUGAUUGCAGCAGCCACUCAACAAUAUUAAACUCUAACACCAUACAGAACCCUGAGACCUCAUGGAGGCAGCGGCGAUUAUGUAAUAAGAAACGGAGCAAGUUGGGCAUUUUUUGUGCAGUGCAUCCUGACCUCCAGGUAUCCAAUAUUACAGGAAAUGGUCAGCUCUACACACGCCUUUCUUCUCCACAUUUUCGGGGAAGGGAAGUAUGUAUAUAUGUAAUAUUCUUGCUCUGUUUCUUGUUAAUCUUAGAUCUGUCUGAAUAUGCUCUUAUACAUGAAGGGAAUUGCAGCAUUAUGAAAUUUCAGUUGCCUUGAUUCUUUCCUCCUUCCUUUCCAUUUGAUUCGGGAAGAAGGAGGAAGUCGAAUCACAAGUUUUGGGGUGCUGACUUACAUGUUUUGUUU
This is a messenger RNA of Salvia miltiorrhiza (redroot sage), 2746 nucleotides long. Its product is annotated as QWRF motif-containing protein 2-like. The transcript is spliced from 6 exons. The record is from RefSeq and is a predicted model, not a curated record. Gene Ontology annotation, molecular function: microtubule binding. NCBI's taxonomy places the organism in Eukaryota, Viridiplantae, Streptophyta, Magnoliopsida, Lamiales, Lamiaceae. Gene Ontology annotation, biological process: spindle assembly; centrosome cycle. The coding region runs from base 400 to 2319 and encodes 639 amino acids. Gene Ontology annotation, cellular component: centrosome; cytoplasm; nuclear microtubule.